Ramularia collo-cygni is the source of this 213-nucleotide messenger RNA. RefSeq lists its product as uncharacterized. Gene Ontology annotation, biological process: vacuole fusion, non-autophagic. Gene Ontology annotation, molecular function: endopeptidase inhibitor activity. NCBI's taxonomy places the organism in Eukaryota, Fungi, Ascomycota, Dothideomycetes, Mycosphaerellales, Mycosphaerellaceae. The transcript has 3 exons. The coding region runs from base 1 to 213 and encodes 70 amino acids. The record is from RefSeq and is a predicted model, not a curated record.
AUGGUCAAGAUCAACGUUACCCUCAAGAAGGACGCCGAUGCUGCUCAGCUCGACCAGGCCAAGAAGCAGGUGACUGAGCAGGGUGGCAAGGUCACUGAUGAGUACACCCUCAUCAAGGCAUUCACUGCCGAGUUCCCCGACGAUCAAGUACACACCCUUGCGUCCAACGAUCACAUUACCGUUGAGAAGGACCAGGAGGUUAAAACGCAGUAG